Messenger RNA from Oppia nitens, 2130 nucleotides. Its product is annotated as transcription factor SOX-1-like. NCBI's taxonomy places the organism in Eukaryota, Metazoa, Arthropoda, Arachnida, Sarcoptiformes, Oppiidae. Gene Ontology annotation, molecular function: DNA binding, bending. The transcript has 7 exons. The record is from RefSeq and is a predicted model, not a curated record. Gene Ontology annotation, biological process: regulation of transcription by RNA polymerase II. The coding region runs from base 325 to 1602 and encodes 425 amino acids.
CUCACUGUUUCGCAUGCAUUUAUUGGCGCCGCUUAUUGAGUGCUGUUUUGUGUAGUAUUUGAUGUAUUGUAGGCUUUGGUAGUGCUUUGGCAGUGAUAUCACCUUAUAUUGUAUGUACUAUCGUAUUGUGUAGUACUGUAUGCACUGUAUAUGCUGUAUAUGUGUGUUAUAUAUAUGUAUUAACUGUUUGUGUGACACCAGAAAAAAAUAAAAACAUAAAUAAACAGUGAAAGCGAUCUCUAAAAGUUUGUUUGGAGCUAACGGUGACCACUAUCUGGACGCGACUACGGCAACAACGGGCUAAAUCGGUGGCCACAAACAACUAUGGAAUAUGCUGACUAUCACCAGGCAAUGGCUCAACACGCGGCCUCCCUGGCCAACAGCAACCAAUUGCAUCCAACCAUUGGACAACUGCAGAUGCAACAGAUGCUAUCUUCGGGACUCAAUUUAACAGUCAGUUCAGCUCCUAUUCUGAACCAGAAUACGGUUCAUGUUAUGUCGGGCGGCCUGACAAACAACAACACAAGYCAGCAUCACCURACUGGUCACACCGGCCAUCAUGUAAUGUAUGCUAACGUACAACAAGCAGGUGGUGGCGGCGGCGGAGGAGGAGGUGCACAACAUGGAGGAGGAGGAGGCGGCGGCGGCGGAGGYCACAGUCAUGGAAGUCAUAAAAAACAAAAGAAACCCAAAGUUAAUAAAGACGGUGUACCGGCUCCUAAACGAGCCACCACUGCAUACAUUAAUUUCACCCAAUGGUAUCGGGAGGAGCUCAAGAARUCCGGUCGACCCAUACCUAAGAUUGGAGACUUUGGUAAAGAGUGCGCCGGAAAGUGGAAUGCAAUGGUCGAAGAAGAGAAAAARCCGUUCCUCGAGACCGCCGCCCGCGAUAGGGACCGAUACAAGAGAGAAAUGGCUGUCUUUAAACCGGCCAGAGAUGCAAAUAAGCCAAAACGGCCGGGCACUGCAUUUAUGCUAUUUAUGGGUGAUUUUAGGAAAGAAAUGGCCGGUAAAGAGCCUGAGGGUGGAGUGGCAGCGCUUGCAAAGCUUGGAGGGGAGCGAUGGAGAGGAAUGAAUGAAGAGGACAAACGGCCGUACGUCGAGAAACAGAAUGAAGAGAAGAUCAGAUAUGAGGCCUCAAUGGAGGACUACCGCAGAAAAAAGGCACAGCAGCCUAAGGGGAAGGGAGCACCGCCGGCGGUAGCAAUGGGAGGGCCGUCACCAAAACAGGCCCGACUCUCGACAGAGGGCUCAGAGAAUGAAGAGAAUGAUGACUCGAAUUCACUACAAGAGAGUCUGGCCAGACCUGCACAACACCAACAGACCUCAAAUAUGAUAGCAAACCAAAACAAGUCGACGCCAUCACCCGCUUCCUCAUCACCGCCGGCUACCCAAACAAACAAUGCACAACAAACGACACAAUUGAUGACCGGCUAUUCGCAGCAUUCAUUUAACGCAAAUUUCGCUCAUCCAUCAGCUACAGGUGUGGCCACCAAUUAUAACCAGGCCCAUGGUAAUAUGCCGGCUAAUGCCACCUCAUAUUUACCAACCGGUGCCGGCGGCGCAUACUCUCAACUCCAGGGACCCUAUCAGUGGAAUUGAGUUGAUUUCUGUGAUGAAUCGUCACAUUCUCUGACACAUCCAUUCUCUCGACUCUCUGUCGAACUAUUUGUUUGUUUCCAUAAUUUCAUUGGUCCUCUCAUCACACUUUCGCUCUUAAUCUAUGCUAUCAUUAAUUUUUUUUGCAAACGGACUGAACUCAUAAAUUUAUUAAUUACUAUUGUCGGGCAUAUUAUGAUUAUUAGCCAAAUAUAUAUACAUUCAAUACUAUAUUGACGGCCCAAAUGAUUAAGUGUUUGUAGUCUGUCCUCCACUUCUUACUACUACUUGAUUACUCAUUUAACAGCCAUUUAUAAAACAAUUAGCAUUUUGUCAUUAAUUUGACAAUUCAUUGAUUUCAUGUUAACAUCACAAACAGUGAUACCUCUUUCCCUACUUUAUCUCUAUUUCCUCUAUCGUUAUCUCAUUGUUCCACAAAAACAACAUUACAUUUAUAUUUCAUUAACAAACCUUUUAUACACGACAUGAAAUUAUUAUUUUUGUUUGGUUUUUAUAUAUAUUUAAAUUAAU